This is a messenger RNA of Plasmodium cynomolgi strain B, 5712 nucleotides long. Its product is annotated as metacaspase 2. The transcript has 8 exons. The coding region runs from base 1 to 4992 and encodes 1663 amino acids. Lineage: Eukaryota; Apicomplexa; Aconoidasida; Haemosporida; Plasmodiidae. The record is from RefSeq and is a predicted model, not a curated record.
AUGAAUAACGCAAACACCUAUUCUCCACUGUACAGCUCAUAUGAAAACAUUAACAUAUACAAACAGAACAAGCAACUGGGGGAUGAAGAUUAUGACACUUCUACGGCCAACAUAUCAUGCGAUUCCAGGGGAAGAAUACUGAUAAAAGAUAUCGAAAAUGAUAAUAAAAACAUUCGAACAAAGAGCAACGGAAUGGCCAACACAACACAUGGUGUGAAAAGUACGAACAAACAUGAAAAGCGAGAAGUCAUUCCUGCUGUCCAUGUGAGGAAGAAAUCUCCAUUUAUUGUCACAAAUAACCAAUAUGGAAAAAAUUCAAUUAAUGAUAAUAGCAUACCAACGAAGAAAUUUUUGCAUCCUAUUUCCGGACUGCGAUAUGGAAAUGUUAUCAGGUCCAAGGACAGCAACAGCAUGAACGAUAUCCACCAUGCUUACAGAAAGGAGGGCACCUUGAACAGCAACGUCAAUUGUAGUGGCAUUUACUCCGCCAACUACCCUGCGAACUACAUCACCAGCACGCGUGCACAGGGUGACUCCUCUUCGAUCGGACCGCAUAACAUGCCCAAUUAUAACCCCCAAAGUAUAGCGAACAACUUUUCCUCCUACCAAAUGCACGAUGCGAAAGAAAACAAAAAUAUAUUUAAUCAGUUUAACAAAAAUAUAUACGAGCACUAUAGCAGAAUAGUUCUAGAUGAGUACAACAGACAGGUGCAAAAUCACCGUAACGUAAAGUACCCAAAUGGGAAAUUUUCAUCAUAUGAUAAUAACUACCACCCAGCUAGCCACAGCCACAGCCAUAACCAUAACUAUAACCAUGCUUUUUUUUCGAAUGCACGCGAACCAAUUAACUUUUACAGCAAUAAUAAUAUUAAGCUGAAAAGCUAUGUACCGUAUGGUAACAGGGACUUACAAAAUGGCAGUCACAUACAUAACGGUUCAUUCAUUUUAAGUAGCGACGCACAGAAGUAUGCCACCCUACAUAUGUUAAAUCCGACACAGAACACAAAAGAUGCGUCCAGAAAAAACGUUUUUAAAAUUUUUAACCGAAAAAAAGAACCAAAUAAGAAUUUAACUCCUUCCGUUAAUUCGUAUGACCAUCUGCCAAAUGUCCAAAAAGGACAAAGAAGAAGUUCAUCAUCCAUAAACAAAACAAACUUAAGCUCCACUUCCUUCAGAAGAAAAAUAAACAACCAGGAAACGUCAAAUUGGAAAAGAGAACCAAAUAAUAACACCCUCAAUAAAAUUUACAAUUUUAUUUUUCCAUCCAGUGCUAAUAAGUCACAAAAUAGUUUUGAUUCCAAAUGUGAAGGAAAUAAAUUUGCCACCUCUCCAAGGGAUUCCUCUCUUAAUGAACCCUACCCUAGAUGCAGUAAUGCUUAUCUAAUGCAUAGUAACUCUAAUCAAAAUAGAGCGUUCAAUAUGGCAGGAUAUAAUCUACCAGGUGUACAUAACGAUAAUGGCAUUCACGAUUAUAGCAAAUGGAACUACAGUAGUAGCAGUGCCAAUGCCCUCCCGAACAUCAGUUUUGCUUCCGCCAAGAAUUCAGAUCAUUUAAAGUACACCUCUCCUGCAUUUAUCUCAAGGAGCGGGAACGAAAUAGUGUCCCUACGUCGAGAUGAUCAGUUUGCUAAAAUAUAUUCUGCGCACAAGGGAGGAGUUCCCAAUGGAAGUCCGCGAAUCAGUGUCGUUUCGCAAAAGAAUGCGCAUCAGGACGACCGGCACAAGUACCACGAAAAGAUUGUCACCAAUAUUUAUCAGUUUACGGGUGGACUUGCGCACAAAGGGGGCAAUCAUAAAAAUGGGGAGGGUCCAAAGAGGGCUCCACAAAGUGGCACGAAUAGUGGCGCAAAUAGUGGCGCAAAUAAUGGCGCAAAUAGUGGCGCAAAUAAUGGCGCAAAUAGUGGCGCUAAUAAUGGCGCUAAUAAUGGCGCUAAUAAUGGAGCCAAUAACUGCACUAGUAACUGCACUAAUAAUGAUCCGCAAGGAAAAGCCCAAAAAAAGGCAACCUCGCCAGAAUGCCCGCCCAUCCAGGCCCCCCAUGUCGGCCACGCCCUCCAUUUUGACCCAUCCAAGGACAGUGCAAAAAGCGGAGACCCCACAAAUAUGCCCCUCGUCAGUAAGCAACACCAGUGGGAAAAAAAUAGUGCAGUCGAAUUAGCCCAAAAUAAGAACACAAUAAAUGAACAAAAACAGCUUCGUUCAACGAAGGCCAUCCACCCAAACAGUCACUCGAACAUGCCAAUUGUAAAAAACGAACCUCUCAAAGGAGAAUCGAUAAUGAGAACCGAUAACACUGUGCCGCACGCCACCAGUGAUACCACCGAAAAAGUAAACCAAGUGUUCAAGGAACAGAUGAACAAUGUAUACAGAAAGUCUAUCGCGACAGACAACAACUCCAUAAAAAUUGUAAGUGACCAUGACAGGAAUAGCAGCAAGCAAAAUAUAUACAACUACAGCACAGUCAUACAAAACAACUUUAUUAACAGCUCAGACAAAAUGUCCAAAAUUUUAGUAGGAAUAAAAAAUGAAAAUGGAACUCAAAACAAAAAUGAUACCAACCUAGAGUUUAUGAAUGUGAAUAAGUACAUAAAUAACAUAUUCAGAACAAGCAACAAUAAUUAUGACCAUACAGGUAAUAAAGAAGGUGUACUUAUUGGUCAGUACGGACAGGGCAACAACAUCUCAAAAAGAAAUCCUUUCGACGAAAUGGACAUUAGAGAGAAUACCAAAUUGGGGAUGUCAAACCAGGAUGCCUUUAAAACGUAUCAAAAUUUCAACCCUAGUGACGACCACCUAAUGAACAACGCACAUCGCUUACGUGAACUUGAAAAAAAACAUGGAGUUAUAAGUAGCCCCAACUUAUGCGCAAAUGGUAACACCAGUGGUAUUAACGAAAACGCGAAGCAUUUAAUGAGGCAAUGCAUUUUGAAUAAAUUUCUCUAUGAACAGAAAAAACAAGAAAACCAAACGAAUGGUAGGAAGAACAGCAUUCCCAGCACGAUGCACCAUUUUAUGUACAAGAAUGAAAAGGGAUUCGAAUCUCUCCCAUUGUCAAACGAUAAAGAAAACCCAAUUGUUAAACUUCUAAACAGGGGUAACCGAGAAGGGCCAAACAUCGAGGGUAAGAUAAAUCUAAUUGAUGGCAACGCACACAUCGUUAGUAUGCUGAAAAAAAUGCAAAAUGUAAGAAGUGAGGAUGACUUGGCAGAUAGCGUUAUAGGUAACCUGGGGCACUUAAAACUUGCCCACCUUUCCAGCUUAACCAAAAACGAAAUUAAUAAAAUUGUCGUGGGUAAUACCAAUGAGAAUCAUAAUCAUAAUCAGUACAUAAAGUCCAUCGCCUCCAUGGAUGACAAAGCGCAUGCGCCUCUAAAUGUUAAAGAGAACUAUCACGAAACCGCUUCCAUGAAGAGGCAUGCCAAUCGGGGGGAACAUAACAAGGACGGAACCGAACAUGCUGACCCCCAAAGUGCAGACGCACAUAACAUAUCACUAAAAAAGGAAAAAAAAAAAACAGGUAAAAAAAAAAGUCCAAAAAUUGUGCAUUACGAUAUUGAUCAAAUAUUGCAGCUAAAGUCGAAGGUCUACGAAGAAUUAAACACCUGCCUAAAAUGCAUUAACAGUUUAACCAAAAAUAAAAAAUUAUUUGAGCAAUUAAAAAAGUAUAAGAAUAAGCUCGAUAAGAAGGCCCAAAUGGGGGAUGGCACCUCUGAGCGAAGUCGCUCAGACCAAGCGGAAUCCUACUAUACGAUGAAAAAUUCGUACCUCUCGUCCUUCCUCUGCAAUGAGAACACAAGCGCUGACGCGCAGGGGGUUCAAAAUGGCGCCGGCGUUCCUAGUGGGGGCUGCUUAACCAGUGGUGACUAUGUGCCCAACGCGAAGAACCCACCCAAGCUGCAGCUAGACAAGGACAUUUCAAACGACACAAGCAACAACGCCACAGUUACCGCUCCCCCCAGUGAUGAAAAGAGCGAACUGAUAAAAAAGAUCAACCGAACCAGUUUUGCUGGCCUUCCCCUCGGAGAUGACAACAGUAAAAAUUUCACAACAAAUAAGGCAUACCCGAAUCAGUUCCAAGAUAAACAAAUCCGGGUGAAUGACCCUGGAAGGAAAAAGGAUAACGUGCAUUUCAAUUUAUGCGAUAAAAACGUAUUCGAAAAGGAAGAAGAAGAAAAAAAAAAUUCCUACGUGAAGAACGGAGAAAGCAGAUAUUCACUGUACGAGGAAGAAUCCCCCAACGUGGGGAAGAGGAAGGCUCUCCUCGUUACACUAAAUUAUAAUGGUCUGCUUGAAGGAUGUGUAAAUGACACGUUAGAAAUGUGCGAACAUUUAGUAGGGACGUUCAAAUUCAAUGAAUUGAUACUCCUAAAUGAUUGCAACCUUUGCUAUCGAAAUUUCGUCGCACAAAAGGCUAACAAAAGCAACAUCAUCAAUAACCUCUACGAAUUUGUUGUCAAUUCAAACAAUGGAGACAUAUUAUUUUUUUAUUUCUGUGGAUAUUCUAUCAAAAUAAUUGAUUCAAAAUUCUCACAGAACAAUAACUUUGCGUUAUUGCCAGAGGAUCACUCGAAAAAUAAUUUCAUCUAUUCAAAUGAAGUAUUUAAUAUAAUUAAAAAGUUACAGGGAGGGAAACAACUGUGCAUAGUUUUUGACACCACAUAUACUUCCUAUUUUGUCCCCACCUGCACCACUAUCACUUAUAAUAAAAGCAUUAACUCCAGUGAAAUUUCCAAAAAUGCUCAUUUAGUGAACUCGAAUAAGAAGCACGUCUAUUCACUGAGAACCUUUGGCAAGAUAAGAGAUCGACAUGUUGAACCCAUUUACGUCGAAAAUUUGAGGAUGCCCCUGUCCCACGAUUUGUAUAAACAGGAGGAGGAGAGGAAGCAAAAUGCAAAGGAUGUCCUCGUCCCCUCCAUCUUUUUCUUCUCUCCUGAUGUGAGGGACCGGGGAGACUUUGAGCUCCUCAUCAGAAAUAGGGUUAGAGGUAGGUGAAUGUACACGCGUGUGAGCAUAGGCCUCCUAACCUACUGCAUCGGAAAGGCAAUCGUCGUGUUGAAAAAAGAUUUCUCCUACCACGACCUGUUCAUCGUCGCGUCCCAAGUGCUAGUCAACAUCAAGAAGGAGUACAAAUUGAAAUACAUAAAAUUUAAGUUGUCCUUCCUGAAUGAUCACUCGCCGGAUGAUAUAAAAUUCUUAUCGCACGAAAGUCUGCUUCUUAGAAAAAAAGGAAAGCCAGAAGAAGAGCCACUCUGGAAACCCUCCUUACGAUUAAACAACCUAAAUGAAUACAUGAAGGAUAUUUGCAAAAUCAAGGAGAAAAAAGCUCAGGCCAGUUUUCCCAAAAAGUGCUUGCUCAUCUUCAUAAAAGAUAUAAAAUUCUGCGACCACGUCAAGGUGGACUCCUCCAUUGAGUACUUCGUGAGUUGCUUUGUCAAAGCCAAGGGUCUGAACAUUCUGUACGUCAGGCGAAACAACACCAAGUGCCAGAAAAUCGUCAGGGACAAAAUUUUCUUCCUGGAGUACAUUAUCCUGAAUGUGUCCGACCUGGACAAUACCAAAAUUUACGUGGAACUGUUCAAAAAGAAGAAGAAAAACUAUUUUUUCGCCAGGAGCGUGUUACGGAUAAGCAACACGAACGGAAAUUUCUCCCUAAUGGAUGAAAAGAAAAACAUAAUCGGUAUCAUCGAUUUGAGCAUUAAAUGCGUCUCUUAA